CGUGCGCGCACCACGGAUCUUUUCUUUGCACCGCUCCUGCGUGCGCGCUCACGAGCUUCCAGCGCCCGCCGAAGUUUCUCUCGCGCUCCUCGUUGCUGGUCGCUCUCUGGACUCCUCCGAAGCGCGCGCUGGAAUAAACCCUCCUCCUUCUCUUCUUUCUCCCCCUCCACCUCCCCCUCUUCCUCCCCCUGAAGCUCGCGCGGCUCCGCAACAGCAGCAGCGCUGGUGAUGCGCCUGGAUCGGCGCGCGCAAGCAGCACCGAGAUAACAUCCGCGCGCUUCUGUUCCCGGGACUUUCUGCGCCAUUAUCUCCCGGUCUUUCCUCCUCUAAGCCGGAAUAGUGAAGCAAGUUUUCCCGCUGGAUUUAUUGGCAUGGAUACCGUGGCCGCGAGGAUGCAGCAGGGCGCUCGUGCGUUUGGGAACCUUUAGGUGGGGAAAGGCAAAAACGCUGGAGAGGAAUUAAACAAGGAUACACGGCAGCACUUCACCAAGAACCACCAUGCACGUGCAUAUAUACGGCUUCCUGCUGCUUUUGGAUGAGCUUGUGGUCAGCAUGUCCAGUUCCUCGGCUCUGUCUGCAUCCGGUCCUCAGCAGGAAUGGGUGGACUGUGUAAAGGCCAGUGAGGUCUGUAACCAGAACCCUCAGUGUAGCUCCCGUUACCGCAUCAUGAGGCAGUGCCUGGUGGGCAAAGACUGGAACACCAUGCUGGCUAAUAAGGAGUGCCAGGCGGCUCUGGAGGUUCUGCAGGAGAGCCCGCUGUACGACUGCCGCUGUAAAAGAGGCAUGAAGAAGGAGCUCCAGUGCCUGCAGAGCUACUGGAGCAUCAACAUGGGCCUGAGUGAAGGCGAAGAUUUCUACGAAGCGACUCCAUAUGAGCCUCUGCCUCCUGUCCGUCACUCCGAUGCCUUCCGCCUGGCCUCCAUCACUUCUGGUAUGCAGAUCUAUGCAGGUGUAGGAAUGCGUCUGCCGCUGUGCUCUGGCCCCGGUAAUUGUAACCCCUGCCUGGACGCCACUAAAGCCUGUAACCUGAAUGAUAACUGUAAACGGCAGCGCUCGAACUACAUCAGCACCUGCACGCGGGCCACGGGUCAGCAGGGUCAGCAGCAGCAGGACAGCUGCAACAGGAAGCGCUGUCACAAAGCCCUGCGGCAGUUCCUGGAGCGCGUGGAGUCUCAGUACACCUUCGGCCUGCUGUUCUGUGCCUGCCGCGAUAAGGCCUGCGCCGAGAGACGCCGGCAGACCAUCGUCCCCAACUGCGCCUACGAGGACAAGAACAAACCCAACUGCCUGCAGCUCCGCAAGACCUGCAGGCUGGACGCUCUCUGCAGGUCAAGACUGGCGGACUUCCACACAAACUGUCAGAUGACCCACGACUCCGUCAGCGGCUGCCCGAACGACGACUACCAGGCCUGCCUGACCGCCUACACCGGCCUAAUCGGCACCGAAAUGACUCCAAACUACGAGAACAACAAUCACGAGGACUUCACCAUCUCACCCUGGUGCACCUGCCAGAACAGCGGCAACAAGGAGGAGGAGUGUGACAAAUUCCUCAAGGACUUCAACCAGAACACCUGCCUGCAAAAUGCGAUUGUGGCUUUUGGCUACGGGAUGUUUAAGUUUGAUCCCACGUUUGGGACGACCUCCGUGAACCCUGAGCCCAGCAUGGAGCCCAAAUCCACCCCCAGCCCCAACAGCACCAGAGCUGCCACUGAGGAAAGCGCAGAGACCUGCAGCCCCUCCAAAGGCUUCGGGUGUAACGAGGCUCUCAUCGAACCCGAAACAGUGGUGCCAAAAUUCAACACGAGGAACCGGAGCCCAGGCCUGAAGCUCAGCGUUGGCGUCUGGAUCCUGUGGUUGAUUUACACUGCAGGAAUCUUCGCUAUCUAAACCUGCCUGAGACGCGAGGACAGGACCUUACGAGACCAGUCAACAAAAUCUCCAAACGACCAAAUUCUCUGCUCGUGUGUCCUCUCUCUACUACUACAGCUUUAUUUGCGUCCAAAUUAAAGAGAAAGAAACCAAGAAAACGGUGGAAUUUGCAGAACGGAGGGACACAUAUCCGAGACUAAAGUGCCCAGCGAGUGAGAACCGCGGCGGAAAAGACGGACAAGUGGACGUUCCUCGCUUCGGACGUUCUCUUGGGAAUAAACUGACCGUGCGCUUUGCUGCCCUGGUAGACUCGUGGCUAAGAUCUUAGUGGACUUUCUGGGAGUCUACCGUACAGCUUCUUCUCUCGCGGAUGUUUGGUUGUACUUGUGUGAUCUGUUCCACCCGCUGACCGACUCUGGACCGACACCUUUUCUCGCGAAUCCUCCGCAUCAAGCCCCGACUUCUGACGGAUUUUUUUCGCACUCUUUCCACCCUGACAGGUGCUUCUGCUUUUUUCGCAUUGUGGUUUUUUCUUAUUUUUUUCACAGCACCUUCUUUCUUUUUCUUUUCUCCUCCUUUGCGCCGGAGGAGUAAUUACUUUUCUCUCGUGGUUCUUUUUUCAAUGCGAAGUUGUUUGAAGUAUAAAUCUGUAGCCUGUCGACAUGGUGUGAGGGCGUGUCGCCGCUGACAAGCUUUCUUGUUCCUGUUCUGUGCUUUUCUGACGGAUUGAAAUAAAAAAGAGAAGAAAAAAAAAAGAAAUAUAAAAAAAAAAAAAAAUUAAAGAAACGUUGAAGCGCUUCUGAAAAGUACUAAUCGAUCAAGAGGUGGACUGGCACUUGCGGAGUAUUUGUUCUAGUUUAAAGUGGAUUUACGGUUCUAAUGGGCUGCCCACGAGUACAGUAUAAUUUCCGUCUGUGAAUAUGAAAAUGUUCUCUCUUUUUUUUCCUUUCAGCUGUACAGAUCAUGAUUAUUAUGUAAAGUCUUUACGUCAAGGUGGAGAACAGCGAAUGGUGGAAUUAUAGUUCUGCUGAGGUGACUGAGUGGCAGUUAGGGUGUGUUUUCUUAUACAUGCACUUAUUAAAUCUGUGUCCUCGGGCGUUUAUGACCUGCACCCACUCUUAAAACCAUACAGCACCAGUCAAAAGUUUGGACCCAGUUGAAUGAGUACUUUUCAUCGUCAUUCAGGCCUAAACCUGGCCUAAAGUAGGUCACUUGCCACAAUAUAUCGCAUUCUGUAGCUUCAUCGUUUUUGCACAUCUGACUACAAUAUCCAGCAUGCAUUACGCAAAUGCAUCAUGCAGCCAAUUGGAAUCCAGUCUUGCCCACUGAUCAAUAGGCUAACAAAUACAACCAAACUUCACCUUGGCGUUGGCAUCUUCACAGGUAUAAAUUUGAAGCCCUAACCCGAUCGAUACCGCUGAACUUGUGACCUGAACCCAAUCCGAGUCUAAAGUCGGCUCAGCGUCUCGUUCAAAAUUCCCUUCCCACCUUACAUGGUGCCGCAUUUAAGGUGGAACAUAACAUUCAAGCAUGCUCUUGAAUGGCUGAAGCCUAAGCUUGACCUCCUGGCCUGUCUGAACUAACGCUAUGCUCACUUUCAGUCAGGACCACAUAGUCAGAAAAAGUACUGCUUCCUUUUGAGGUAAUUAGAUUUGGUGGUAUCUCUCUUUCCUGGGAGCAACAGAAUGACCGUACCUCCAUAGGCGUACCUCCGGCCGGCAGGAGCGGGCACCCUGAUGAAUUUAGCCAGUUGAAUGCAUAGCAGACGAUCAGCUGGGCCAUCAGCUGACUGAGAUCAACAGCUGGUGAUCUGAGAUUGAGGCCUGAGCUCGACAUCACGGCCGGCCUGAGCUGACGCUGCGCUCAAUUUCCGUCAGGACCACUUUGUCAGAGAAAAUGUUUCCACUUGCAGUCGUUGGAUUUGUUUUGGGACCUCCCUGCUCUUCCAUGUGCACACAUGGAAAGCCUAAGGCAGGAAGAGCAGCAGAAGGACCCCCAAAAUUACCAUACCAAGCAAACCACCAGACAGAAGGAGCUCGCAAAGUUCUUUCAGAGGAAGCAGCAAGACUAAAGCAGCUUUAAACAACACCCUGAUGAAUUGAGCCAGUUGAAUGCAUCUCAGGUGAUCAGCUGGGCCAUCAACUGAUUGAGAUCAGUCGGUAACAGCUGGUGAUCUGAGAUUGAGGCCUGAGCUCGACUACACGGCCUGCCUGAACGCCGUGCCACUGCUGGCCAAGCCUGGCAGAAAACAGCAUCGAUACUGCUGCCACUCUAGAGCAGGAAUAUCAAACUGGGGACCUUCUGGACCAAAGCACUUUGGAGAUCGGUGAUGAGCUGAUGAGCUGAAUCAGGUGUGUUUAAUGAGACAGUAUGUUGAAGUCUGCAGUGCUUUGGUCCACGAGGGCUGGAACCUGACCCCCUGCUCUGGAGACACUGACACCGCCGCAGGAGGACAGAAGAUAUAUUUACACCUGAUUUAGUGAUGGUUACAAUUUCCACUUAUCUCAGAAUUUCUUAAUUAGUAGCAAUACUUGGCUCAGCACCAAUAAAACCAUGAGCAGUCAAUAUCGGCUUAUGUCAUCGGCCAGUCGAUACAUUGGCCAAGCUGUAAUGCCUGUGUUCGUUCGUUUUGCGAUGCCCUGCCAAGUCAUUUUCUGUUCUUCAGUUCUGUUGGAAAAACAUCUCAGGUGGUUCCUCCUGAUGUUUCUUGAGAAAACGCUAGGAGCAUGUAAGGCUGCAUUAAUGUGGGCCUACUUUCAAAGCAAUUCCAUCCCAUGUUUUUAUUUAUUUAUCUUUUUUUUUGUAUUUUAUUAUCAUGUCUUUGCGAUUAUUCGGAAAUGUUGAAAAGUUAAGGAAAAGCCUUUUUUGAGAAUCAGAAUCAGGAUUCUUUAUUGAUCCCAGAGGGAAAUUGCAGUUAUUACAGUUGCAAUCAUUCAUGUAAAAGAAUAAACACUUUAAUAAUUUAAAACAAAAUUCGUAUGAAUACAAUAAACUGAUGGUGGCUGUGAUAAUAAAAAUGAAGCAUACUCUUUAAAGCAGUUCAAAUUAUUGCACCUCUGAGUUUUUGCACACGUAAUUAUCAUUACACAUAUGGACAGUUAGGUAUUGAGUUUUGCACGGAUAAACCAUAGUAUGACACGCUGAGGGAGGAGUGAUAGAGUUUGAUGGCCACAGGUAAGAAUGACCAACUGUGGCGCUCUGUGGUCAUUUCGGUAGAAUGAGUCUGGCACUGAAUGAGCUCCUGUGUCUCAUGUGGAGCCAUUGUCCAUAACGGCCUGCAGCUUAGACGGCGUCCUCCUCUCCGACACGGCCGUCAGCAAGUCCAGCUCCACGCCCGUAACACCACCGGCCUUGCGGAUCAGUCUGUUGAGUCUGUUGGCGUCUGCCACCCUCAGCCUGCUUCCCCAGCAUGCGACAGCAUAGUGGACAACAAUCGACACCACAGAGUAGGUGUGUCCAAACUUUUGCCUGCUGCUGUAUGAGCCAAUCAAUUUCUGGCCACACUAAAUGAUGAUAUCCGCCAAAGACGCGGGCAGGUGAACGCAGAGGGCUAAAGAAAGUUAAACUUGUGAAAACAAACUUUUUAAUUUUACAAUGUCCUUCUUGCCAAAUGUGCCCCAGAUUGCAUUAUUUUAUGCAUCGUGUGUUCAGUUUUUGCAAAAGCACCAGGAAAACACGUUUCAGUAUUGGAGACACACCCUAAGGAACGAGCGGAGGUGCCAAUGCGACGAGUUAUUAACAGCCAUUGUGUAAUCUGUCUAAUAUUUGAAUAGAAAUGUAUACAAAAUAAAACCUCAUUAACAAUC
Pygocentrus nattereri (red-bellied piranha) is the source of this 5675-nucleotide messenger RNA. RefSeq names its product GDNF family receptor alpha 2a (gene gfra2a). Bases 499 to 1887 code for a protein of 462 amino acids. Gene Ontology annotation, biological process: nervous system development. Gene Ontology annotation, cellular component: signaling receptor complex; external side of plasma membrane. The record is from RefSeq and is a predicted model, not a curated record. Lineage: Eukaryota; Metazoa; Chordata; Actinopteri; Characiformes; Serrasalmidae. Gene Ontology annotation, molecular function: signaling receptor activity. The transcript is spliced from 9 exons.